Messenger RNA from Anguilla rostrata (American eel), 7977 nucleotides. RefSeq names its product ATPase copper transporting beta (gene atp7b). The transcript is spliced from 21 exons. Lineage: Eukaryota; Metazoa; Chordata; Actinopteri; Anguilliformes; Anguillidae. The coding region runs from base 605 to 4894 and encodes 1429 amino acids. Gene Ontology annotation, molecular function: ATP binding; copper ion binding; P-type divalent copper transporter activity. Gene Ontology annotation, cellular component: trans-Golgi network; plasma membrane. Gene Ontology annotation, biological process: copper ion homeostasis; copper ion import. The record is from RefSeq and is a predicted model, not a curated record.
CAGCUUACUGUUACCAACUCCUCAGAGAGUCACUGGAGUGUCGGAGCGGUCUGUGUGGGAUUCAAAAUAUGUGUCCGGAUCGUGGGUCUGGUCUGAAUCAGACUGUAGGUCGGAAUACGUUUGUGUUUGGUCACGUGUAUCAGUUCAGAACAAGCGUUGCGCAGCUGCACCGAUGAGGCAGUACCUGGAUGGGAUAAUGUCGCCUACGGUCGUAGCCUGUACUAGUCUAUGCCUACUAUUGUACAUAGAGAUCAUUACGUUUGCAUUAUGCAUCUGCGCAGCAUUUACUGUAAAAUUAUGCCGGUGAGUAGGCUACAGGGUAAACAAAUCAAUGGACUAGCAGUCAGAACAAAGGUAACUAUUGCCACAGUACGUGUGAUAAACCUGGUCUUUCAUUAAUGUCACAGCUUCCACGGAACAGAGGAAAUUAAUGGAACUGAUUUAUUUUGUAAACUUAAUUCACGGCUAGCUAGCCGGUUUGCAGCGUUACCAAAGCGACAAAAAUGACAAAAAAACGUGCAGAUGUGCUCUUCUUCCUUCUACCUCUUGAAAUAAUAUAAAUGUGAAUUUAAAUUCUAGCUGGGAGGUUAUCGUAACAUUUAAAAUGAAAAGAAUUUCGCCAAUGAACUGUGUUUCUGAACGCGUUCGAAAGUCUACGGUAUCAACGACUGAACAGUUCGGUACGGUCGUCUGUCAAGCCGGCGGAUCGAAUUCUUCUGGUGACCCACCAGUUGGAGCGUGGGGCACCGAAGCAAAACCGGGGGGCGCUGGCAGUAUCAGGCUGUGUCGGGGACACCAAGAAGUCGGCUUUUCAAAGGAUGGAUUCGCUGAGCACAAGAAUGGACAGCUCUACUCUGACAUCGACACUCAGGGCCCCCAGAAGCAGGUGUUCGACAACCUCGGCUAUGACCCAGGCAGCCAGAGCGAGCUGCACGUGCAGGAAAUGGGCCAGCAGACCCAGGUGUGUGGAUUGGGCAAGGCAGGUGCCACACCCAGGGAGGCCCAGGUGAACAUCCAGGUGGAGGGUAUGACCUGCCAGUCGUGCGUGAGCACCAUUGAGGGUUAUGUGGGCCAGCUUGCGGGUGUGGUGGGUGUCCAGGUGUCACUGGAUGACCGCAAGGCCACCAUUUCCUACACCCCCCACACGAUCCAGCCCGAGCAGUUCAGAGCCGCCAUCGAGGACAUGGGUUUUGACGCCACUCUGAUGCCCACGGCCCCGCCCCUCACAACCGCAGCCACGCCCUCACCCGCUUGCCUGGCUCCUGUGGAAGGAGGGCGCUCCUUGCAGGAACAGGGUGUUGUGGGGUCAGAGGUUGCAGGGGGGUGGUACGGGGUCACUCUGGCGGUGGAGGGGAUGCACUGCCAAUCCUGCGUGAGGAGCAUCACGACAACGCUGAGUGGAAUGGCGGGAGUGCGUCACGUCUCCGUCUCCCUGGAGACGCGGAGCGCCCACCUGCAGUACCUCCCUUCCCUGGUCACCUCGGAAACGCUGAAGCAGGCGGUGGAGAGCCUGCCCCCGGGGGGUUUUAGGGUGGCACUACCCGCUGGGACCCCGGCUGGCUCUGCACUCAUUGCUAAGGAUGAUGGGAAGGCGGAGGCGGCCGCACGGACUGUCCUCGUGGCAAUCGUGGGAAUGACCUGCCACUCCUGUGUGCAGUCCAUCGAGGGAGCGAUCUCCCAGAGGCCCGGCGUGCUCUCUGUGCAGGUCUCUCUCUCAGAGGGGCGGGGCACAGUCUGCUAUGACCCCGCCCUCACCCGCCCCGAGGAGCUGCGGGCCGCCAUUGAGGAGAUGGGCUUUGACGCUUCGCUGCCAGGGGCUACUUCUGCAGGGGUGGGCCCAAAUCCCCCAGGGCUUACUGAGGACAGCAUUGGCAUGCCCCUUGAUACGUCCCACGCAAUCAACACCCAGAGCUCAGCGGACGUGAAGACUCAGAAGUGCUUCAUCCACGUGACGGGCAUGACCUGCGCUUCCUGCGUGGCCAACAUUGAGAGAAACCUCCAGAAACACAAAGGGAUCAUGUCGGUCCUGGUGGCCCUCAUGGCAGGAAAGGCGGAGGUGAAGUACAAUCCCCAGAUCCUGGACCCGCCCCGGAUUGCUCAGCUCAUCAGAGACUUGGGCUUUGGUGCUACGUUGAUGGAGGACAACGCCAUCAUGGAUGGAAAACUGGACCUCAUUAUUACAGGGAUGACAUGUGCAUCGUGUGUCCACAAUAUCGAGACCAAGCUGAAGAGGACUACAGGCAUUCUGGAGGUCUCAGUCAUGCUGGCAACCAACAAAGCUCACGUCAAGUUUGACCCAGAAGUACUUGGAGCUCGGGACAUAAUCAGGGCUAUUGAGGGUCUGGGGUUCGGGGCUUCUCUCAUGAAGAGCGAGGGGAUCGGUAACCACCUGGACCACCAGGAGGAGAUUCGACAAUGGAAGAACUCCUUCCUGUUCAGCCUGGUUUUCGGGGUGCCCGUUAUGGGCCUGAUGAUCUAUAUGAUGGUGAUGGACAGUCAGCACCAGGCUCAUGGUGGCUCCAUGCCCCCUGAGCAGAACCUGCUGCCUGGCCUCUCCAUCAUCAACCUGGCCUUCUUCCUGCUCUGCACGCCCGUACAGGUUCUUGGGGGACGGUACUUCUACAUCCAGGCCUACCGGUCGCUCAAACACAAGACGGCCAACAUGGAUGUGCUGAUCGUGCUGGCCACAACCAUCUCCUACAUCUACUCCUGUGUGGUUCUCCUGGUCGCCAUGCUGGAAAGGGCGGAGCACAGUCCCAUCACGUUCUUUGACACCCCGCCUAUGCUGUUUGUCUUCAUUGCCCUUGGCCGCUGGCUGGAGCAUGUGGCUAAGAGUAAGACGUCUGAAGCUCUGGCCAAACUGAUGUCUCUUCAGGCCACUGAUGCCACAGUAGUGACGCUCGGCACAGACAACUGCAUUAUCGGUGAGGAGCAGGUGUCCGUGGAUCUGGUUCAGAGGGGGGAUGUGGUCAAAGUGGUUCCUGGAGGGAAGUUUCCGGUGGAUGGGAAAGUGAUUGACGGAAGUUCCAUGGCAGAUGAGUCGCUCAUCACAGGUGAGCCCAUGCCGGUCAGUAAGAAGCCCGGCUGCACAGUGAUGGCUGGUUCCAUUAACGGCCACGGCUCCCUGCUGGUGAAGGCCACGCACGUGGGCGCAGACACCACCCUCUGCCAGAUCGUCAAGCUGGUGGAGGAGGCGCAGACCUCCAAGGCCCCAAUCCAGCAGUUUGCGGACAGGCUGAGUGGCUACUUUGUCCCUUUCAUCGUCAUCGUCUCUGUGGCAACGCUCGUAGCAUGGCUCGUCAUUGGCUUCGUGAAUUUUGACAUUGUCGCCGAGUACUUUCCCGGCUACGAUAAGAACAUUCCCAGGACGGACGUGAUCGUGCGCUUCGCCUUCCAGGCCUCCAUCACCGUGCUGUCCAUCGCCUGCCCCUGCUCGCUGGGCCUGGCCACGCCCACCGCCGUCAUGGUGGGGACGGGCGUCGGCGCGCAGAACGGCAUCCUCAUCAAGGGAGGAGAGCCGCUGGAGAUGGCCCACAAGAUCAAAGUGGUGAUGUUCGACAAGACGGGCACCAUCACGAACGGCGUGCCGCGCGUCACCCGGGUGCUGGUUCUGUGGGAGCGGGCACGGCUGCCCCUGCGGAAGAUCCUGGCGGUCGUGGGCUCAGCGGAGGCCAGCAGCGAGCACCCGCUGGGGGCGGCGGUGACCAAGUACUGCAAGGAGGAACUGGAGACAGACAUGCUGGGGUACUGUCAGGACUUCCAGGCAGUCCCGGGCUGUGGGAUCAGCUGUAAGGUCUCUAACAUUGAGGAGAUCCUGCUGGCCGGCCCCAACGGCCGCAAUGCGGAGAACACACAGCUGACCAUCCACGGAGUCACCACCGACGAGUCCAGCCUGGUGAUAGACCCGGACCCCGCCCCUGCAGGCCCCUCCUACUCAGUUCUGAUUGGGAACAGAGAGUGGAUGAGACGCAACGGCCUGCACGUCAACACCGACGUGGAAGACGCCAUGUCCAGUCAUGAGAUCAAAGGGCAGACCGCCAUCCUGGUGGCCAUUGAUGGCGUGCUGUGCGCCAUGCUCGCCAUCGCCGACACGGUGAAGGCGGAGUCUGCCCUGGCCGUCCACACGCUGACCAGCAUGGGUAUUAGCGUGGUGAUGAUCACCGGCGACAACCACCAGACAGCCAAGGCCAUCGCCGCGCAGGUGGGCAUCAGGAAGGUGUUUGCAGAGGUGCUGCCCUCGCACAAGGUGGCCAAGGUGCAGGAGCUGCAGGAGCAAGGCCUGAAGGUGGCCAUGGUGGGGGACGGGGUCAACGACUCGCCCGCCCUGGCCCGGGCCGACGUGGGCAUCGCCAUUGGAACCGGCACCGACGUGGCCAUAGAGGCGGCGGACGUGGUGCUCAUCCGGAACGACCUGAUGGAUGUCGUGGCCAGCAUUGAGCUGUCUAAGAAAACGGUGCAGCGGAUACGCAUAAACUUCGUCUUCGCCCUGAUCUACAACCUGCUGGGGAUUCCCAUAGCAGCUGGUGUGUUCAUGCCUGUAGGGUUGGUAUUGCAGCCGUGGAUGGGAUCCGCAGCCAUGGCUGCCUCUUCAGUGUCUGUGGUGGUUUCAUCUCUGUUGCUCAAACUGUAUAAGAAGACGUCGACGGAAAAGUACGAGAUGCGGGCGCAGGGUCAGAUGCGGAGUCUGAGCCCCUCCCAGGUGAGCACGCACGUGGGCCUGGACGACCGCCUGCGCAACCCCCCCCGCAGCCCCGCCCUGGGCCUGUGGGACCGCGUCAGCCGCAGCAGCCGCCGGUCGCUCGCCUCCUCCCUGUCCGACCGCGACCGCUCCUCCCCCCACCAGGACCGCCGCUCCCUGCUGGACAGCGAUCGCGGAGAUGACCUCAUGGCCUAGUCUGCGGGGGUCUGUGGGGGGUCUGGGGGUGUGGGGGUGGGCACCCGCCUCGUUCCGCCACCAGGGGGAGCCUCUCAAAGCUAGAGGAACAGGAACACACCGAGUGCCAAUGCGACUGUGACACACGGUCUCGUCCAGGUCGUGCCCUCGCACCCUUCACCUUAAAGGGAUUUAAAGCCGAUCCCGUCCCAGAGUGCAACAGGACAGACUGUGAGGGUUUACAGGUGCCUGGUGUUGGUUUCUGCAGUCAGGUGGAGAGGCGGGCAAAUCCUCUGCAUCUGGACACUACUGGCCGUAUUGGUGAUGAUGAAGAAGACGAUGAAAAAUAUAUCACUUCCAAAUACCCCUCCCCCUUUCUCUGCACCGCAGAAUGUGCUGGGAGCCCCCCUCCCUCCCUCCCUCCCUCCCACCCCAUGGCGAAGGGUUUUCGUGUCACAUGCUGUGUCGCGUGAGCGCUGCGAGAGCACAGGGAACCGGGGUCCUGCGGCCGCUAGCUCGGAGGAGAAGAGCGAGCGCUAACGAGCUGGGGUUUGAGCGACAGCGUGUAACACCCGGCAUCGGGGGGGGGGGGAGAGCCGAGCCGAGCCAGGGAACGGCGAGCCGAGCCGUGGGGGGAGACUGCGAAAUGCCUCGGCGGCGCUGUGCUUAAUGUCAGAUAAGCAGACUGCAGGAGCGUGUGUGGGAGAUACAAUGUUGGCUCCUGAGCAGCCUUCCUUUUGUGCCUAAUCAAUGGCUGAGAACUUUUAUCACUCUGCUGCGCUGGCUGGUUAUUAAUGGGUCCCCGUGGAGUUUUAAGUGUAUGAAGUAUGAAGGGUGGGGGGCGGCGGAGGAGGUUAAUGGGCGGACGUGGAGCCCCUCAGGAGGAUAAGCACUGCAUUUGUCGGUCCCCCAUCUCUACCCUCCGGAACUGGACCCACCUUGGACAAGAUGGCAUAAAAUGGCUAGGAUGAUAGACACGCAAAUUUAAAAUGACCAGGUUGAAGGAAACAUAGACACAAGAUGACCAAAUUGAUAGGACCACAAGAAUAAUAUGACCAGUUUGAAGGACCAGAAAUAUAAAAUGACUUUGUUGACAGAAGCAUAUUUUGAAUGUCUGUAUUGACAGAAACAUAGAUAUAAAAUGACCAGGGUUAAGGAACAAUAGACAGAAUGACCAGGGUUUACAGUACCAUAAAUACAAAAUGACGAGGUUCACAGUACCAUAUAUGUAAAAUGACCAAUUUGUUAGACCCAUAGAUAUAUAGCCAGGUUUAUGGAACUCACCAGGUUGUUGGAACCAUAGAUGCAGUCAUAUAGAACCAAGCUGUCAAAGGUCCUGUUGAACCAUGGUUUGAUGAGGCUGGAGCAAAAGGAAGAGUUCACCCUUAACAUAUGGAACUGCUAUAUGCUGUCCAUCACUUUGGAUUCAUCCAUCAAAUGAAUGUGCUAUCUAUACCAAAAUGUGCCAAUUUGUUCAGAUAAUCAACCUACUGAUAACACAUUGGGUUUCCUAAUCAUUUGGAUAAUUGGGGCAUAACAUUUGAUAUCAGUGCUUAAUCCAUAAUGCCUGAAAGUGCCUAACGAUUAUUUGUGUCUGGAAUGGAAUUGUGAGUAAUCAAUUGACUCAAAGCACAGAUAGUGUAAUGAAUGACAGAUAUUUAUCUCUGCUUGGUUAAGCUUUUUUAAUAAGACUCUUCAGACCCUGAAGUUAUGUAAUGGGACCUACACAAAACCAAAGUCUGUUUCCAUGGAUACCCACUCAUUUGUAGAGCAAACUAAAUUCUUAUUUCUCUGAAACUGGACUCGGGUAUAUAAAACUGGAAAAUCAAUACUGGCAUGUCUUAAUGAUGUGAAUAUUUAUUAAUUUAUCUUCCUUUUAACAUCAGGCUUGGUUACCUCCCCACCAACCUCAAUUAGCUGGAAUAGAAAGGCAAUUAAAUGUUUGCCACUCAUUGAAGUAUCUGUGCUCAAAAACCUCACCAAAGUGCUCUUGCCCAUCACCACUUAUCCCAACCAAAGUAAAAUGAAAAAGGUUUUUAUUCAAGUAAUUGUUACCUCAGUUGGAAGAACAGGAAUAUGCUUGUUUUUUAUCCUGUCUUGACCUAACCAGGUUGUGAAAGUAAUGAUUUCAGUACUAGUAGAUGGGCACAAAAAAAACUUCACUAUCUGAAAUGAGACCACGUGUAAACAUGGAAGAUACUUGUAAAGGUGCUGUUUUCAAUUAGGAAUGUUAUAGCUACCUUGUAAAAAUUUCUAGGGGGUUCUGUGUAAAAUAACGAGUAAGCUGGCUGCCUUAAAAAUCCUUGAGUUAGGCGAACAACAGAUCUUCAGUUCUUCUGACUUCUUCGUUCAGUUAAUUCAGAAGAAGUAUGGAGAACUGAAGAGCCGUUGUUCGCCUAACUCAAGAUUUUAAGGCAGCCAGGUUACUCGUUAUUUUAAGUAGAGCCGUCUUGAAAUGUUUUCCAGUGUUGUGUGUAUCAUGUAACUUUCUCAACCUUGGUCCUGGGGACACACUCUGUGUGCUAUUUUUUGUCAUAGUCAACCUCUUGAUCAAUUAAGGUUGUUGAAAAUGUGUUGUACUAUCAUUGUGUGUUUAAACUUAUUUAACACAAUGGAGGUUUGGCUCAUUGCCAUUUGCUUCAAUCAUUUCACACACAGGGCUUUCAGGGGAUCAAAAUGGGACCCAUUUAAUUUCACCGGUCAGUUUGUGAUUGAAUCAAUUAAAAUGAAAUUGAAAUCAUUUGUCAUAUAGUACAUGCAGCACAGUAAAUGAAAGCACAAGUUGGUCUGACCGAUUUUGAAAUUCCUAGUAUGUGAAUAUGGGGCCUUUAUUUUUAAGGGAAUACACAGUUAUUUGUGGCAUGGUGUGGUUUUAAGAGGGUAAUUCGUCCUUUAAUAGAUUUCAAAAGUUAUUUAAGAACAAUUAGUGUCUAAUUUAGAACAGUUAGCAGCUCAUCACAAUAUAGAUCUUGUUACUCUGGUUGGAACAUCAUACACAGUGGGUCCACAGGAACUGGGUUGAGAAACACUGUAUUAUGUUACAUUAAAUUGAAAUUUUAAAUAAAUUAAUACUGGAAUGUAAAAAAUCUCAGUUAUGAAAUGAA